CGUUUGUUUGUCUGCAAUAGAAACCACCGCCGCAAACGCUCAAGCUCAGCGACCCUCCCCCCCUUUGUGCCCCCGAUACCAAGCGACACCCAACACAAGCAAACAACAUACAAACGAAGCAAGAACAAACAACAAGAUCUGAGCGAUGAGUGAUAGUGAGGACGCUGAUACGUCGAGUGGCGAGGACGUCCCGCAGCAGGACACCUCGAACAUGACCCCGGCAGCCGCAGCAGCCAUCGCAGCGCUCGCCUCGGCCUCAGCCAAGCGCAGCUCGGGCAAGAUCGAGAAGGCGUCCAAGAAGAAGAAGCCGCCGCGUGAUGCGGACAAGCGACACAGUCACAAUCUGCUGGAGCGCAAACGACGCGAUCACAUCAAGGAACGGUUUACGUCGCUGAAAGAUGUCGUUCCAACGCUGGACGAAGAGCAGAAUCCGUCCCGAUCAGCCAUUUUGCAUGAAGCCACCGUGUACAUCAACAAGAUGCGCGAAGCCACAUUCUCAGAAGAGCACCAGGUUCGACAUUUGCAGACAGCCAACCAAUCGCUUGCCAAAGAGGUGCAACAGCUCGAGGCAGAGAUCAACAAGCGCUGACCCGCAUUAGUGGAACAACGUUUGCAAUAAACCGAUGGCCAACAACCCUUGAGAAACCGAAGCAAAUCACCAUGUUGCGAAAAUAAUACAUCAGAUCCAAAAACAGAAAAAAAAAACA
Molecule: messenger RNA, 707 nt
Organism: Capsaspora owczarzaki ATCC 30864
Lineage: Eukaryota; Filasterea; Ministeriida; Capsasporidae
Exons: 4
Coding region: 146-589 (147 amino acids)
Biological process (GO): positive regulation of transcription by RNA polymerase II
Cellular component (GO): RNA polymerase II transcription regulator complex
Molecular function (GO): protein dimerization activity; DNA-binding transcription factor activity
Source: RefSeq, a predicted model, not a curated record